This is a messenger RNA of Euleptes europaea (tarantolino), 2288 nucleotides long. It is a transcript of the gene NLN, whose product is annotated as neurolysin. The transcript has 13 exons. Gene Ontology annotation, molecular function: metalloendopeptidase activity. Gene Ontology annotation, cellular component: mitochondrial intermembrane space. Gene Ontology annotation, biological process: proteolysis; peptide metabolic process. The coding region runs from base 1 to 2109 and encodes 702 amino acids. NCBI's taxonomy places the organism in Eukaryota, Metazoa, Chordata, Lepidosauria, Squamata, Sphaerodactylidae. The record is from RefSeq and is a predicted model, not a curated record.
AUGCUGUCCUUGGGCGUCUUGGCGGGCAGAAGCUUGGGCAGAGCUGGUGGCCCAAGGGUUUUAUUUAGAAUGACUUUAGGAACAGAGAUUACUGCGGGUCUCAAGGCCUCAUCCUGUACUGCAGCAGACCGAAAUGUGUUGAAAUGGGACCUGCAGCCAGACCAGAUUAGAACAAAGACUGAAGAGCUUAUCAGGAAAACAAAGCAAGUAUAUGACAGAGUUGGGAUGCUUGAUAUGGAAAAGGUCACUUACGAAAACACUGUAGAAGCUUUAGCAGAUAUAGAAGUGGAGUAUUCAGUGGAAAGAAGCAUGUUGGAUUUCCCACAGCAUGUGUCACCUGACAGAGAUGUGCGUGCCGCAAGCACAAACGCUGAUAAAAAGCUUUCUCAUUUUGAUGUUGAGAUGAGCAUGAGAGAAGAUGUGUUCCAAAGGGUUGUCCAUUUACAGCAAACAUGUGACAUUGCAUCUUUAAAGCCUGAAGCCAAAAGAUACUUAGAGAAGUCAGUAAAAAUGGGUGAAAGAAAUGGGCUGCAUCUUCCUCUUGAAGUACAGAAUGAAAUCAAGAAAGUAAAGCAGAAACUGAGUGAGCUGUGCAUAGACUUCAACAAAAAUCUUAAUGAAGAAAACACGUUUCUAGUAUUUUCUCAAGAGGAACUUUGUGCUCUUCCUGAUGAUUUUAUCGGUAGUUUAGAGAAGAUUGAUUCAGACAGAUAUAAAGUUACCUUAAAAUAUCCUCACUAUUUUCCUGUUCUGAAGAAGUGCUGCGUUCCAGACACCAGGCGAAAAAUGGAAAGGUCUUUUAACACAAGGUGCAAAGAGGACAAUGCUAAAAUUCUUCAGGAGUUGCUUCCUUUGAGGGCAAAAUUAGCAGAACUUCUAGGAUACAGUACACAUGCCAACUUUGUACUGGAGCUAAACACUGCGAAGAUCACAGAUAAUGUAACCGCUUUUUUAGAUGAUCUGAGCAACAAGCUGAAGCUUCUGGGUGAAGAGGAGAGAGAAUUUAUUCUAAACCUGAAGAAAAAGGAGUGUGAAGAAAGAGGCUUUGAAUAUGAUGGACAAAUUAAUGCAUGGGAUCUGCAUUAUUAUAUGAACCAGACGGAAGAGCUCAAAUAUUCAGUAGAUCAAGAGAAACUGAAGGAAUACUUCCCUAUCGAAGCCGUCACAGAAGGAUUACUGAACAUUUACCAGCAGCUGCUUGGUCUUGUCUUUGAACAAGUCGAUAAUCCCCAUGUUUGGCAUGAGAGCAUUACUCUUUACACAGUGAAGGACAGUUCAACAGGAGAAGUUUUAGGACAGUUCUACUUGGACCUAUACCCAAGAGAAGGAAAGUACGGACAUGCUGCCUGCUUUGGUCUCCAGCCUGGCUGCCUGCUCUCUGACGGCAGCAGAAUGAUGUCGGUAGCGGCUCUGGUAACCAACUUCACAAGAGCAACAGUGGACCGCCCCUCACUCCUACGACAUGGUGAGGUGAAAACUUAUUUCCAUGAGUUUGGACAUGUAAUGCAUCAGAUAUGUGCACAGACUGACUUUGCUAGGUUUAGUGGAACUAAUGUGGAAACGGAUUUUGUAGAGGUACCUUCCCAAAUGUUUGAGAACUGGGUAUGGGAGAAAGAACCUCUGAAACAAAUGUCAAGACAUUAUAAAGAUGGAAGCCAUGUUCCAGAUGAUCUCCUUGAAAAACUGGUUGCUUCUAGGCUAGCCAACACAGGACUUCUGACUCUUCGCCAGAUUGUCUUGAGCAAAGUUGAUCAGUCAGUUCAUACUAAAUCUUCGGCUAAUCCUGCUGAGGAAUAUGCCAAGUACUGUGAUGACAUUUUGGGAAUACCUGCAACACCUGGUACAAAUAUGCCAGCCACCUUUGGGCAUUUGGCAGGUGGAUAUGAUGCCCAGUACUAUGGGUACCUCUGGAGUGAAGUCUUCUCCAUGGACAUUUAUUACAAUUGCUUUAAACAAGAAGGAAUAAUGAAUCCAAAGGCUGGAAUGAAAUACAGAAAUCUUAUCCUGAAACCCGGAGGCUCAUUAGAUGGAAUGGAUAUGCUCCAAAAAAUUUUAGGUCGUAAGCCAAACCAAAAAGCUUUUUUACUGAGUAAAGGAUUAUAUACUUAAUAAAACUACGGGUUCUUUGUAAUUGGAUGUCAUCUGGGGAAUCAGUCUUGAAAUGCCUGCUGAUGUUCUUGACCUGAAAGGUAAAACUAUGAGCGUUUUUCACUAGAAAGAUCUAAUUGCUUUUAUAAUGUUUUUAUUCCUGGUUUUAAACGUUCAUAAUUCUCAGUACUUCCCCCCCC